Blepharisma stoltei is the source of this 276-nucleotide messenger RNA. The record is from the annotation of a GenBank genome assembly. NCBI's taxonomy places the organism in Eukaryota, Ciliophora, Heterotrichea, Heterotrichida, Blepharismidae.
AUGAAUCUCGCAGGUGGUUUUCCAUUUGGUUUUAACCCAGAAGAAGAGUCUAAGAGAGCAGUUCUGAAUAAAAAAUUCCCAACUGCUCAAUGCCCUCAUUGUAGAACUCCUCAGCAAGGCACUCAAGUGUUAAUAGGAGAUUAUAAAGCUCAGAAUCUUGACUGUAUGAGCUGUAAAAAAGGCUUUUGUUCUUUUUGUAAUAAGGGAAAGCACUAUCUUGGAGAAUGUCGCGAGGCAGUAGAAGCAAAAAGAAACUCUAUGACCCAAAGAAGAUAG